This is a messenger RNA of Agrilus planipennis (emerald ash borer), 1979 nucleotides long. RefSeq lists its product as uncharacterized. The transcript is spliced from 2 exons. The record is from RefSeq and is a predicted model, not a curated record. Lineage: Eukaryota; Metazoa; Arthropoda; Insecta; Coleoptera; Buprestidae. Bases 354 to 848 code for a protein of 164 amino acids.
AUAUAUCAUAGAAAAUAGCAUAUAUUUGUUAUUUUCUUUUGCAUAAUCAGAAUUCACAAACGGUUUCCGAUCGAUUGCAUAUUUUACAGUUAUUUUCUUUUAGCGUAGCAUGCUUAACAUGGGACGGUGGUUUUCUUAGUCUAUGUUUUUUUCGUUUUCGCUUUUUCUAUGCAUUACACGCUUAUUUAUUUAUCUAUGGCUAGAUCAUAGAUAAGGAACACAUGCACACAUACACAUUGCAUAUUUGUAUUUUGUACAGUUCAUCAACCUUUGGCAAAUGUAAAUAAAACAUGUAAUUUUAAUUGUUUAGUGUUUAAGUUUAUUUUUACGUUUUUACCUACAAAAAAGGUAAAAUGUCGCUAAAAAGUAUAGCUGAUCAGUAUUUUGGAAGUAUCAAUACGAUGGCUUCGAGAUUAUACACCGAUAUGAACGAAACGAAAGUUGCGUACGAUAAAUUGUGGUUAAGUUUAUCAGAGAAAGAACAAAAUCAAAUCAUGAAUGAAAGUAUAAUUAAACCGGAAGCUUGUCUACAAUACAAUACAGUUCGUUGUAAAGAAAUUGCAAAAGAAGAGUAUGCUGCAAAAACAGUUAUUGAUGAUAACUGUUCUUAUAGAGAUGAGCAUUCAGCACCCUUCAGUUUUCGUACCCCAAGCCAAAGAGAUCUAACGAUUUGUCUAAACGACUCAUCAGAUAAUAUGCAGGGUGAAAUUAAGAAAACAUCGAAACCAAAAACGGAAGUAGUUGCAAAAGUUCAUGUCAUCUGUAAUAAAAAUAGUUGGCAUGAUGAUGAAGAUUCAUUUUCAUCGGUGGUACCAAAGACUGGUUUAGAUUUCUUAGAUAAUUGGUAACUUAAAACUAGGAAAAGGUUACAUAAAAAUGCACACAUAAAAACGUUGUUUAAAUUCCCUUAAAAAUAUCAGUUAAUUAUUAUUUUUUGUUGAAUAAGUUUGUGUUUCUGUUUUUUUAAGUCAUUAUUUUAUUAAUCAAUUAUAUAUGUAUACAUUGUGCUAAUUGUAAAAUGUGAUUCAUUCUUAUGCACCUCAUUAAUUUAAUUGAUUGAAUGUGUAUUGUACUUGUGCAAGGUUUCUCAAAGAGAAUAAACUUGAGUGCUUUUAAGUUUCUUUUUAUUGUUUAAAUUGCGAUUAUUCUUAUUAAUUUUUUUUUUACCAAUAAUUUUUAUCCAUAUAGCCACUAACGUUUGGUGGUCAGUAUGUAAAUAUGAAAGGUGAGUAGUAUUUUUAUACUGACCGAAAAUGGAUUUAAAUACUGACUAUUUUGCCUUUUGAAAUUAUACUUUGCAUUGAUAUUAUAUUUCUAUGUAUAUGUAUAUAAUUUAUUCAUUGGCACUAUAGUUUUAUCGUUUAUGAAAAGAUGGCACUAUAAAGCAAAUUCUGUUUAAAAUUUUGUUACUAGAUGAUAGAUAAGCAUUAAAAACUGUCUUUGUUCCUAGAUAUUUACUACAAUUUGCAAUAAAAAAUUACUCCAAAUUUGUUGUGACGUAUUAUGGAAUUUUUUCACAAUGGUAAACAACUUGAGAACAUAUACUGAUUAAAUCUGUUCAUGAAAAAAAUAAUAAACAGCGUAUGCGUGAGGCGUGAGUGUACAAAAAAGUACUCCAAAAGGGAGGCGUCAACAAAUCAGCUGUCAGACCGGUUGCUACAUUUUGUUGAAGCACGUGCGCAAUGGUGUAGACCACUACUUAUAUUAUAUUUUUAAGAAAUAUUGUUAUAGAACUUGAGAGAUGUAGAGAAUGCACAUACCAUAGACAAGCACAGACUAUGUAGUAUAUAGUUCGAACGUGAAUUUAUACAUGAGACUUUUGUCGUGUUUGUUUCGCGCCAUAUCGGUUAUUAGUUCGUUUGCUACGUACCUGUCCAGCCGCGUUUGUUCAUCUCAUAACGAAUGAACUGUGGAAUAAAUACAUUGGUUAAUUAAUUACAUGUUAAAGGUAAUGCUCUAAUAAUAAAAUUAAUCACGAC